Messenger RNA from Melospiza melodia melodia, 22620 nucleotides. RefSeq names its product plectin-like. Gene Ontology annotation, cellular component: cytoskeleton; cytoplasm; membrane. The coding region runs from base 16 to 22575 and encodes 7519 amino acids. The record is from RefSeq and is a predicted model, not a curated record. The transcript has 84 exons. Gene Ontology annotation, biological process: wound healing; intermediate filament cytoskeleton organization. Gene Ontology annotation, molecular function: structural molecule activity; calcium ion binding; microtubule binding. Lineage: Eukaryota; Metazoa; Chordata; Aves; Passeriformes; Passerellidae.
CCGGGGUCGGCGGCGAUGGCGGAGGAGAGCUCGAGUGGCAGCAGCGGCUCGCCUGGCGCCGGGGACACGCUGCCCUGGAACCUGGGCAAGCACCAGCGCUCCCAGCGCGCCAAGGCGGCCGCGGGCAACGGGACGGUGCUGGACCCCGCCGAGAGAGCCGUCAUCCGCAUCGCAGAUGAGCGAGAUCGUGUCCAGAAGAAAACCUUCACCAAAUGGGUCAACAAGCACCUUAUCAAGGCGCAGCGCCAUGUCAACGACCUGUACGAGGACCUGCGGGACGGGCACAACCUCAUCUCGCUGCUGGAGGUGCUGUCGGGUGACACCCUGCCCCGGGAGAAGGGCCGGAUGCGCUUCCACAAGCUGCAGAAUGUCCAGAUUGCCCUCAACUACCUGAAGCACCGGCAGGUGAAGCUGGUGAACAUCCGCAACGAUGACAUCGCCGACGGCAACCCCAAACUGACACUGGGGCUCAUCUGGACCAUCAUCCUGCACUUCCAGAUCUCAGACAUCCAGGUGACCGGGCAGUCGGAGGACAUGACAGCCAAGGAGAAGCUGCUGCUGUGGUCCCAGCGGAUGGUGGAGGAUUACCAGGGCCUGCGCUGCGACAACUUCACCACCAGCUGGCGGGACGGGCGCCUCUUCAACGCCAUCAUCCACCGGCACAGGCCAAUGCUGAUCGACAUGAGCCGGGUGUACCGCCAGAACAACCUGGAGAACCUGGACCAGGCCUUCACCGUGGCCGAGCGGGAACUGGGGGUGACGCGGCUGCUGGACCCCGAAGACGUGGACGUGGCGCAGCCCGACGAGAAGUCCAUCAUCACCUACGUGUCCUCGCUGUAUGACGCCAUGCCGCGCGUGCCCGAGGUGCAGGACGGCGUCAAGGCCAACGAGCUGCAGCUGCGCUGGCAGGAGUACUACGAGGUGGUGACGGGGCUGCUGCAGUGGAGCCGGCAGCACUCGGCGCUCUUCGAGGAGCGGCGCCUCCCUGCCAGCUACGAGGAGAUCGAGAUCCUCUGGCGCCAGUUCCUCAAGUUCAAGGAGACGGAGCUGCCGGCUCGGGAGGCCGACAAGAACCGCUCCAAAGCCAUCUUCCAGGCGCUGGAGGGCGCGGUGCAGUCGGGCCAGCUGAAGGUGCCCCCCGGGUACCACCCCCUGGACGUGGAGAAGGAGUGGGGGCGGCUGCACGUGGCCGUGCUGGAGCGGGAGAAGCUGCUGCGGGCUGAGUUCGAGAGGCUGGAGCGGCUGCAGCGCGUGGUCACCAAGCUGCAGAUGGAGUCGGGGCUCUGUGAGGAGCAGCUGAACCAGGCGGAUGCUCUGCUGCAGGCGGACGUGCGGCUGCUGGCGGCCGGGAAGGCGCCGCAGAAGGCGGCAGAGGUGGAGAGGGACCUGGACAAGGCGGAUGCCAUGAUCCGGCUGCUCUUCAACGACGUGCAGACCCUCAAGGACGGGCGGCACCCGCAGGGCGAGCAGAUGUACCGUCGCGUGUACCGCCUGCACGAGCGCCUGGUGUCCAUCCGCACCGAGUACAACCUGCGGCUCAAGUCGGGGGCGCCGGUGACAGCGGUGACAUCCGUGGCGGUGACAGCGGCGCAGCAGCAGCGGCGGCCGGAGCCCGACGACGCUCCCCUGCGCUACCUGCAGGAGCUGCUGGCCUGGGUGGAGGAGAACCAGCGGCGGGUGGCCACGGCCGAGUGGGGCGCCGACCUGCCCACCGUGGAGACACACCUGGGCGCCCACCGCGGGCUGCACCGUGCCAUUGAGGAGUUCCGCGCCAAGGUGGAGCGGGCACGGGCUGAUGAGAGCCAGCUGUCCCCUGGCCCCAGCGGCGCCUACCGGGAGUGCCUGGGCAAGCUGGAGCUGCAGUACGCCAAGCUGCUGAACUCCUCCAAGUCGCGGCUGCGGCACCUGGAGAGCCUCCACGGCUUCGUCAGCGCCGCCACCAAGGAGCUGCUGUGGCUGAGCGAGCGUGAGGAGGAGGAGGUGGCCUUCGACUGGAGCCACAACAACCCCGCCAUGGCGGCCAAGAAGGAGAGCUACUCGGCGCUGAUGCGGGAGCUGGAGCUGCGGGAGCGGCGGAUCCAGGAGCUGCGGACCUCGGGGGAGCGGCUGCUGCGGGAGGAGCACCCCGGGGCACAGACCCUGGAGGCGUUCCUGGCGGCGCUGCAGACCCAGUGGAGCUGGAUGCUCCAGCUCUGCUGCUGCAUCGAGACCCACCUGAAGGAGAACACCAACUACUUCCAGUUCUUUGCUGAGGUGCGGGAGGCUGAGGAGCUGCUGCGCAAGACGGAGGAGACGAUGCGGCGCAAGUUCAGCUGCGACCGCGGCACCACAGCCACGCGCCUCGAGGACCUGCUGCAGGACCUGGCGGAGCAGAAGGAGCAGCUGGCGGAGCUGGGGACGCAGCUGGGGGCUCUGUCCCGCCGUGCCAGGACCAUCGUGCAGCUGAAGCCACGCAGCCCCUCGACGCCCCUGCAGGGCCGGCCCCCCAUUCAGGCCGUCUGUGACUACAAGCAAAUGGAGGUGACCGUGCACAAGAACGACACCUGUGCCCUGGUGAACCACGCGCAGCCGCAGCAGUGGCGGGUGCUGAGCGCCGCAGGCAGCGAGGCCGUCGUGCCCUCGGUCUGCUUCCUUCUGCCACCCCCCAACAAGGAGGCUCUGGAUGCCGUGCACAGGCUGGAGGGCACCCACCAGCAGCUGCUGGGGCUGUGGCAGCAGCUGCACCAGGACCUGCGCAGCCUCCGCGCCUGGCAGUACCUGAUGCGGGACAUCCAGCAGAUCCACUCCUGGACGCAGGUCACGUUUCGCACGCUGCCGGCCGAGGAGGUGCGCCAGGUGCUGUCCAGCCUGGAGAGGCACUACCAGGAGUUCCUGCGGGACAGCCAGGACUCGCAGAGCUUCCAGCCCGACGACCGGCUGCAGGUGGAGCGCGACUACAACGCCUGCACUCACAAGUACGAGCUGCUGCUGCGGAGCCAGGAGAAAGGAGAGCAGGACGAGUCUCUGUGCAAGAGCUACAUCUCGCAGCUGAAGGACAUCCGGCUGCAGCUGGAGAGCUGCGAGAGCCGCACCGUGCACCGCCUGCGCCUGCCCCUCAAGGCCGACCCCCUGCGCGAGUGCGCCCAGCGCCAGGCGGAGCAGCAGCAAACACACCUGGAGCUGGAGGGCAUCCAGAAGAACCUGGCCAAGGUCAGCGAGAAGACAGAGCAGGUGCUGGCACAGCCGGAGCAGGCGGGCUCAGCCCCCGUACUGCGCUCCGAGCUGGAGGUCACCCUGCGCAAGAUGGAGCAGGUCUACAGCCUGUCCAGCAUCUACCUGGAGAAGCUGAAGACCAUCGGGCUGGUGAUCCGGAGCACGCAGGGGGCUGAGGAGCUGCUCCGCAAGUACGAGGAGCAGCUGAAGGACGUGCAGGCAGUGCCGGCCGACCUGGCUGAGCUGGAGGCCAGCAAGGCUGAGCUUAAGCGGCUGCGGGCACAGGCCGAGGGGCACCAGCCCUUCUUCAGCACGCUGGAGACCGACCUGGGCAAGGCCAAGGACGUCAACGAGCGGAUGGUGCGCGGGCACAGCGAGCGGGACGUGGACCUGGAGCGGUACCGGGAGCGGGUGCAGCAGCUGCUGGAGCGCUGGCAGGCCGUGCUGGGCCAGGCCGACCUGCGGCAGCGCGAGCUGGACCAGCUGGGCCGCCAGCUGGGCUACUACCGGCAGAGCUGCGACGCGCUGCGCCAGUGGAUCCGCGACGCCCGGCAGCGCCAGGAGGCCAUCCAGGCCGUGCCCAUCACCGACAGCCAGGCCGUGCGCGAGCAGCUGCUGCAGGAGAAGAAACUGCUGGAGGAAUGUGAGCAGCACAAGGAGAAGGUGGAGGAGUGCCAGCGCUAUGCCAAGCAGUAUAUCGACGCCAUCAAGGACUACGAGCUGCAGCUGGUGAGCUUCAAGGCACAGGUGGAGCCAGUGGCAUCGCCAGCCAAGAAGCCCAAAGUGCAGUCGGCAUCUGACAGCAUCAUCCAGGAGUACGUGGACCUGCGGACACAGUACAGUGAGCUGACCACGCUCACCACCCAGUACAUCAAGUUCAUCACCGAGACACUGCGGCGGCUGGAGGACGAGGAGAAAGCCGCCGAGAAGCUGAAAGAGGAGGAGAGGAAGCGGCUGGCGGAGGUGGAGGCGCAGCUGGAGAAGCAGCGGCAGCUGGCCGAGGCCCACGCCAAAGCCAAGGCACAGGCGGAGGCGGAGGCGCGGGAGCUGCAGCUCCGCAUGCAGGAGGAGGUCACCCGGCGGGAGGUGGUGGCCGUGGAUGCCGAGCAGCAGAAGCAGAACAUCCAGCAGGAGCUGAUGCAGCUACGGCAGAACUCGGACCACCAGAUCAAGUCCAAGGUGAAGCUGAUCGAGGAGGCCGAAUACAACCGCAAGAAGGUGGAGGAGGAGAUCCGCCUCAUCCGCCUGCAGCUGGAGAGCACCGAGAAGCAGCGGGAGAGCGCAGAGACAGAGCUGCAGGAGCUGCGGGCGCGUGCCGAAGAUGCCGAGCGGCAGAAGCGGCAGGCGCAGGAGGAGGCCGAGCGCCUGCGCCGGCAGGUGAAGGAGGAGAGCCAGAAGAAGCGCGAGGCGGAGGAGGAGCUGAAGCGCAAGGUGCAGGCUGAGCGCGAAGCGGCUCGGGAGAAGCAGAAGGCAGUGGCAGACCUGGAGCAGCUGCGGCUGCAGGCGGAGGAGGCUGAGCGACGCAUGCGGCAGGCAGAGGCCGAGAAGGACCGGCAGAUCCAGGUGGCCCAGGAGGUGGCCCAGCGCAGCGCUGAGGCCGAGCUGCAGAGCAAGAGGCUCUCUUUUGCUGAGAAGACAGCGCAGCUGGAGCUGUCGCUGCAGCAGGAGCACGAUGUGGUGGCCCAGCUGCAGGAGGAGGCCGAGCGGCUGAAGAAGCAGCAGCUGGAGGCUGAGCGCUCACGGGAGGAAGCUGAGAAGGAGCUGGAGCGCUGGCGGCAGAAAGCCAACGAGGCGCUGCGCCUGCGGCUGCAGGCCGAAGAGGUGGCCCACAAAAAGUCGCUGGCACAGGAGGAGGCCGAGAAGCAGAAGGAGGAUGCAGAGCGUGAGGCCCGCAAGCGUGCCAAGGCAGAGGAGGUGGCCGUGCGGCAGAAGGAGCUGGCAGAGGAAGAGCUGGAAAAGCAGAGGGAGCUGGCAGAGGGCACAGCCCAGCAGAAGCUGGCGGCGGAGCAGGAGCUGAUCCGGCUGAAGGCGGAGAUGGAUAAUGGGGAGCAGCAGCGCCUGCUCCUGGAGGAAGAGCUCUCGCGGUUGAAGGGCGAGGUGAACGAGGCCAUCCAGAGGAGGAAAGAGCUGGAGGAGGAACUGGCCAAGCUGCGGGCAGAGAUGGAGGUCCUGCUGGAGAGCAAGGCCAAGACAGAGGAGGAGUCGCGCUCCAGCAGCGAGAAGUCCAAGCAGCGGCUGGAGGCGGAGGCCAACAAGCUGCGGGAACUGGCUGAGGAGGCCGCCCGCCUGCGCGCCCUCUCUGAAGAGGCCAAGCGGCAGCGGCAGCUGGCAGAGGACGAGGCCACCCGGCAGCGGGCCGAGGCCGAGCGCAUCCUGAAGGAGAAGCUGGCGGCCAUCAACGAGGCCUCACGGCUGAAGGCGGAGGCGGAGAUUGCGCUGAAGGAGAAGGAGGCAGAGAAUGAACGGCUGCGGCGGCUGGCAGAGGACGAGGCCUACCAGCGCAAGCUGCUGGAGGAGCAGGCAGCCCAACACAAGCAGGACAUCGAGGAGAAGAUUGCCCUGCUAAAGCGCUCCUCAGAAAGCGAGCUGGAGAGGCAGAAGGGGCUCGUGGAGGACACGCUGCGGCAGCGGCGGCAGGUGGAGGAGGAGAUCCGCGCCCUCAAGGCCAGCUUUGAGAGGGCCUCAGCUGGCAAGAGCGAGCUGGAGCGGGAGCUGAACCGCAUCCGUGGGGAGGCAGAGGAGGUGCAGCGCAGCCGAGAGCAGGCAGAGCGGGAGGCUGAGCGGCAGCGGGCCCUGGCGCUGGAGGAGGAGGGCCGCCGGCGUGAGGCCGAAGAGAAGGUGCAGGCCAUCCUGGCGGCCGAGGAGGAGGCCGGGCGGCAGCGGCGGCUGGCCCUGGAGGAAGUGGAGCGGCUGCGGGCCAUGGUGGAGGAGGCGCGGCGGCAGAAGGAACUGGCAGAGAAGGAGUCGGAGCGGCAGAUCCAGCUGGCACGGGAGGCGGCGCAGAAGCGGAUUGCGGCAGAGGAGAAGGCGCACCUGGCUGCCGUGCAGCAGAAGGAGCAGGAGCUGCUGCAGACGCGCCAGCAGGAGCAGAGCCUCCUGGACCGGCUGCGCGAGGAGGCCGACCGGGCCCGGCGGGCGGCCGAAGAGGCCGAGUUUGCCCGUGGCAAGGCCGAGCAGGAUGCCAGCUUGUCCCGGCAGCGCGUGGAGGAGGCUGAGCGGCUGAAGCAGCGGGCAGAGGAGGAGGCGCAGGCCAAGGCACAGGCGCAGGCGGAUGCAGAGAAGCUGCGGAAGGAGGCUGAGCUGGAGGCAGCGAAACGGGCGCAGGCAGAGCAGGCGGCCCUGAGGCAGAAGCAGCUGGCCGAUGCCGAGAUGGAGAAGCACAAGAAGUUUGCUGAGCAGACACUGCGGCAGAAGGCGCAGGUGGAGCAGGAGCUGACCAAGGUGAAGUUGCAGCUGGAUGAGACAGACCACCAGAAGGGCAUCCUGGAUGAGGAGCUGCAGCGGCUGAAGGAGGAGGUGACAGACGCUGUCCGGCAGAAGGCCCAGGUGGAGGAGGAACUCUUCAAGGUCCGGGUGCAGAUGGAAGAGCUGGCCAAGCUGAAGAGCCGCAUUGAGGAGGAGAACAAGGCGCUGAUCCUCAAGGACAAGGACAACACGCAGAAGUUCCUGGCGGAGGAGGCAGAGAAGAUGAAGCAGGUGGCAGAGGAGGUGGCCCGGCUGAGCGUAGAGGCGCAGGAGGCCGCCCGCAUGCGGCAGCUGGCUGAGGAUGACCUGGCACAGCAGCGGGCGCUGGCAGAGAAGAUGCUGAAGGAGAAGAUGCAGGCAGUGCAGGAGGCCACGCGGCUGCGGGCCGAGGCUGAAAUGCUGCAGAAGCAGAAGGAUCUGGCGCAGGAACACGCCAAGAAGCUGCAGGAGGACAAGGAGCAGAUGCAGCAGCGCCUGGCUGAGGAGACCGAAGGCUUCCAGAAGACGCUGGAGGCUGAGCGCCGGCGGCAGCUGGACAUCACGGCUGAGGCCGAGCGCCUCAAGCUGCAGGUGGCAGAGAUGAGCAUGGCCCAGGCCAAGGCUGAGGAGGAAGCCAAGCGGUUCAAAAAGCAGGCAGAGGAGAUCAGUGAGAGGCUGCACGAGACUGAGCUGGCCACACAGGAGAAGAUGACAAUGGUGCACACCCUGGAGAUCCAGAGACACCAGAGCGAUGAGGAUGCCGAAAAGCUGCGGAAGGCCAUUGCUGACCUGGAGAAGGAGAAGGAGAAGCUGAAACAGGAGGCAGCGCUGCUGCAGCAGAAGGCAGAGGAGAUGCAGGUGGCCCAGCAGGCUCAGCUCCGUCAGGAGACGCAGCUCCUGCAGCAGAGCUUCCUGACGGAGAAAGAUGCCCUGCUGCAGAAGGAGAAGUUCAUUGAGGAGGAGAAAUCGAAGCUGGAGAAGCUCUUCAAGGAUGAGGUGAACAAAGCCCAGAAUCUGAAGGCAGAGCAGGAGCGGCAGCAGCGGGAGAUGGAGCAGGAGAAGCAGCAGUUGAAAGCUAUGUUGGACGAAGCCAAGAAGCAUCAAAAGGAAGCUGAGGAAAACGUCCGGCACAAGCAGGAGGAGCUACAGCAGCUGGAGAAGCAGCGACAGCAGCAGGAGAAACUUCUGGAAGAAGAGAACCAGAAGCUGAGGGAGAGGCUCGAGCAGAUGCAGGAGGAGUACAAGGCUGCCCUGGCCCAGAGGCGGGAGAUCAUGAUCCAGACUGAUGACCUGCCUGGGGAGGUGGUUACAACAACACAGCUGCUGGACGUCAAGGCUGUGCCCAAUGGCCGGGAUGCAAUGGACGGCUUAGCCCAGAAUGGGGAGCCGGAGUUCGCCUUUGACGGCAUCCGGCAGAAGGUGUCAGCAGAGAAGCUGGCUGAUGCUGGCAUUCUGAGCAGGGAGAACUUGGACAAGUUGGCAAAGGGUGUUGUGAGUGUGGAUGAGCUCUCUCAGAGGGAGGAUGUCAAGAAGUACCUGCAGGGCAAGAGCAGCAUUGCCGGUUUGCUGAUCAAACCCUCCAACCAGAAGAUGAGCAUCUACGAAGCCAUGAAGAAGAAGCUGCUCAGCCCAGGCACAGCGCUGGUGCUCCUGGAGGCACAGGCUGCUUCUGGCUUCAUCAUUGACCCUGUGAGGAACGCAAGGCUCUCGGUGAACGAGGCGGUGCGAGAGGGGGUGAUCGGGCCUGAGCUGCACAACAAGAUGCUGUCAGCUGAGCGAGCUGUCACCGGCUAUAAGGAUCCGUACACAGGUGACAAGAUCUCCCUGUUCCAGGCCAUGCAGAAGGAUCUCAUCGUCAGGGACCAUGGCAUCCGCCUGCUCGAGGCCCAGAUCGCCACUGGUGGCAUCAUCGAUCCUGUCAACAGCCACCGCCUGCCUGUGGAAGCCGCCUACAAGUGUGGCUACUUCGAUGAGGAGAUGAAUCAGGUCCUGUCUGACCCCACUGAUGACACCAAGGGCUUCUUCGACCCCAACACUCAGGAGAACCUCACCUACCUGCAGCUCAUGGAGCGGUGCGUGACUGACCCGGACACAGGGCUGUGCCUCCUGCCGCUCACUGACCAAGCAACCAAGGCCAGAGAGCUGGUCUACACUGACAAGGAAGCCAAGGAUGUCUUCAAGAAGGCCACAGUGACAGCACCAUUUGGCAAGUUCCAAGGGAAGACGAUGACCAUCUGGGAGCUCAUCAACUCUGAAUAUUUCACUGAGGACCAAAGGCGGGACCUGAUCCAGCAGUACAGGACUGGCAAGAUCACAGUGGAGAAGAUCAUCAAGAUUGUCAUCACGGUUGUGGAGGAAAGUGAGAAGAAGAGCCAGAUGUGCUUUGAAGGCCUGCGGGGCCCCGUGCCUGCUGCUGAGCUGCUGGAGAGCAAGAUCAUCAACAAGGACCUCUACAACCAGCUGCACCAGGGCAAGAAGUCCGUAAAGGAUGUGGCAGAGAUGGAGUCCGUACGGCAGUACCUGAAGGGCACAGAUGCCAUCGCUGGUGUCCUGGUGGAAUCUACGGGUCAGAAGCUCACCUUCUAUGAGGCCCUGAAGAGAAACCUGCUGAGGCCAGAGGUUGCCCUGUCCCUGCUGGAGGCACAAGCUGCCACCGGCUACAUCAUUGACCCUGUGGGUAACAAGCUCUUCUCUGUGGACGAGGCAGUGAAGGCCGAGGUGGUGGGGCCAGAGUUCCAUGAGAAGCUGCUGUCGGCAGAGAAGGCGGUGACUGGCUACAAGGAUCCCUACACGGGUCAGACGGUUUCCCUCUACCAAGCACUCCAGAAGGGCCUCAUCCCCAGCGACACUGGGCUCCGGCUGCUGGACGUCCAGCUUGCCACUGGUGGCAUCAUUGACCCCGUCAACAGCCACCGGCUCCCGCUUGAGGUCGCCUACAAGCGUGGCUACUUCGACCCAGAGAUAAACAAGGCUCUGACUGAGUUCCAAGAUGACGCCAAGGCUUUCUACUGUCCCAACACCCAGGAACACCUCACCUAUGCCCAGCUGCAGAAGAGCUGCCACCGCGACAAGCAGACUGGCCUGUGCCUGCUGCCCCUGUCCGACGAGGCAAUCCAAUCACAGCAGGAGGAGAUCUACACUGACAGCCAGGCCAAGGAGUGCUUUGACAAAGCAACCAUCGAGGUCCCAGUGGGCAGCAUGAAGGGCAAGACAAUGACCAUCUGGGAACUGAUCCACUCUGAAUACUUCACAGAGGAGCACAGGCGGGAGCUCCUCCGACAGUACAAGACCGGCAAAGUGACAAUCGAGAAGAUCAUCAAAAUUGUGAUCACCAUCAUCGAGGAGGCAGAGACCAAAAAGCAGGAGAAACUGACAUUCAGUGGUCUGCGGGCUCCGGUGCCAGCCAGCGAGCUGCUGGAGUCCUGCAUCAUCAGCAAAACCCAGUACGAGCAGCUGAAGGAAGGCAAAAAGUCAGUGAAGGACCUCUCGGAGACAGAUGCAGUGAGGAGAUUCCUGCAUGGCAGCGACUGCAUUGCCGGUGUCUAUGUAGAGGCCACCAAGGAGAAGCUGAACAUCUAUGAGGCCAUGAGGAGGAACCUACUGAGACCCAGCACUGCUGUGGUCCUCCUGGAGGCCCAGGCAGCCACUGGGUUCUUGAUCGACCCUGUGAAGAACCGUAAACUGUAUGUCAAUGAGGCCGUGAAGGCUGGCAUUGUCGGGCCUGAGCUGCACGAGAAGCUGCUGUCGGCUGAGAAGGCUGUCACGGGCUACAAGGAUCCCUACUCAGGCGAUACCAUCUCCCUGUUCCAAGCCAUGAAGAAAGGGCUGAUUGUCAAGGAGCACGGCAUCCGCCUGCUGGAGGCCCAGAUCGCCACCGGCGGCAUCAUCGACCCCGUGCACAGCCACCGCCUGCCUGUGGAGGUGGCCUACAAGCGUGGCUACUUCGACGAGGAGAUGAACCGGACCCUCUCCGACCCCACUGAUGACACCAAGGGCUUCUUCGACCCCAACACUCAGGAGAACCUCACCUACGUGCAGCUGAAGGAGAGGUGCAUCGAGGAUCCCGAGACGGGCCUGUACCUGCUGCCUCUGCGGGAGCCUGAGAAGCCAAAAGUGGUGGAAACCACUCACGUGUACACAGAAGCAGAGACACGGAAGGUGUUUGAGGAGACACAGGUGGACAUCCCUGUGGGCAGCCGGGCAGGCUCCACCAUGUCUCUGUGGGAUGUCAUGCACUCAGACCUGCUGCCCGAGGAGCAGCGUAAACAUCUCAUGGAGGAGUUCCAGUCGGGCCGCGUGUCCAAGGAGCGCAUGAUCAUCAUUAUCAUCGAGAUCAUCGAGAAGACUGAGAUCAUCCGUCAGCAGAAUCUCACGUCCUAUGACUACGUCCGGCGCCGCAUCACAGCUGAGGACCUCUACGAGGCCAAGAUCAUCACACAGGACAUCUACAAUCUGCUGAAACAGGGCUCCAAAACCUUCCGGGAGCUCCUGGAUGUGGAGACUGUCUGGAAGUACCUUUAUGGGUCGGGCUGUGUGGCUGGCAUCUACAUCCCCUCCUCCAAGCAGACUCUCAGUGUCUACCAGGCGCUGAAGAAGGGGCUGAUCAAUUCUGAAGUGGCCCGCUCCCUCCUGGAGGCCCAGGCAGCCACUGGCUUCAUGAUCGACCCCACAAAGAACGAAAUGCUGACUGUUGAUGAGGCGGUCAGGAAGGGUGUGGUGGGGCCAGAGAUCCACGACCGGCUCCUGUCGGCAGAGAGGGCUGUGACCGGCUACAGAGACCCCUACAGUGAACAGAAGAUUUCCCUCUUCCAGGCCAUGAAGAAGGAUCUCAUUCCCAGCGAAGAGGCCCUCAAGCUCCUAGAUGCCCAGAUCGCCACCGGCGGCAUCAUUGACCCACACUUGGGCUUCCAUCUGCCCUUGGAGGUGGCUCUCCAGCGGGGCUUCAUCAACAAGGAGACGUAUGACAUGCUGUCGGAGCCCAGCGAGGUGCGCAGCUACGUGGACCCCUCCACAGAUGAGAAGCUCAGCUACACGCAGCUGCUGAAGCGGUGCCGCAAGGACGAGAACUCCCGGCUCCUCCUGCUCCCGCUCUGUGACACACGGAAGCUCACCUUCCGGGGCCUGAGGAAGCAGAUCACAGUGGAGGAGCUGGUCCUUUCGAAGGUGAUGGAUGAAGCCACAGCCCAGCGCCUCCAGGAGGGUCUCACCUCUGUUGAGGAGGUCUCUAAGAACUUGAAGAAGUUCCUGGAAGGCACCAGCUGCAUUGCUGGUGUCUUUGUGGACUCCACAAAGGAGCGUCUAUCCAUCUACCAGGCCAUGAAGAAGGGGAUCAUCCGGCCCGGCACUGCCUUCGAGCUCCUGGAGGCACAGGCAGCCACAGGCUACGUGAUUGACCCCAUCAAGGGCCUCAAACUGACAGUGGAGGAAGCUGUGCGCAUGGGCAUUGUGGGCCCCGAGUUCAAGGACAAGCUGCUCUCUGCCGAGCGGGCCGUCACCGGCUACCGGGACCCCUACACUGGAAAGCUCAUCUCCCUCUUCCAGGCUAUGAAGAAGGGUCUGAUCCUGAAGGACCAUGGGAUCCGCCUGCUGGAGGCACAGAUCGCCACGGGAGGCAUCAUUGACCCUGAGGAGAGCCACCGCCUCCCUGUGGAGGUGGCCUACAAGAGGGGCCUCUUUGACGAGGAGAUGAAUGAGAUCUUGCUGGACCCUAGCGAUGACACCAAGGGCUUCUUCGACCCCAACACAGAGGAGAACCUCACCUACCUGCAGCUCAUGGAGCGGUGCAUCACGGACCCGGAGACCGGCCUCUGCCUCCUGCCUCUGAAGGAGAAGAAGCGGGAGAGGAAGACGUCCUCCAAGUCCUCCGUCCGCAAGCGCCGGGUGGUGAUUGUUGACCCAGAGACAGGCAAGGAGAUGUCCGUGUACGAAGCCUAUCGCAAAGGCCUCAUUGACCACCAGACUUACCUGGAGCUGUCAGAGCAGGAGUGCGAGUGGGAGGAGAUCACCACCUCCUCCUCCGAUGGCGUGGUGAAGUCAAUGAUCAUCGACAGGCGCUCGGGGCGCCAGUAUGACAUCGACGAUGCCAUUGGCAAGGGUCUGAUUGACCAGUCAGCCCUGGACCAGUACCGCUCGGGCACCCUCUCCAUCACCGAGUUUGCCGACAUGCUCUCUGGCAACAUGGGUGGCUUCCGGUCGCGGUCAUCCUCGGUUGGAUCCUCCUCCUCCUACACCGCCAGCCCAGCCCUGUCACGGACCCAGAUCUCCAUGUGGACUGACCCAACCGAAGAGACUGGGCCAGUGGCAGGCAUCCUGGACACGGACACUCUGGAGAAGGUGUCCAUCACGGAGGCAAUGCGCCGUAACCUGGUGGACAACAUCACCGGGCAGCGGCUGCUGGAAGCCCAGGCCUGCACCGGGGGCAUCAUCGACCCCAACACCGGUGACAAAUGCACCGUUGCCGAUGCGGUCGCCAAGGGCCUGGUUGACAAGAUCAUGGUGGACCGCAUCAACCUGGCGCAGAAGGCCUUCUACGGCUUUGAGGACCCUCGGACCAAGACGAAGAUGUCGGCGGCACAGGCCCUGAAGAAGGGCUGGCUCUACUACGAGGCUGGGCAGCGGUUCCUGGAGGUGCAGUACUUGACAGGGGGCCUGAUCGAGCCCGAUGCCCCAGGCCGUGUCUCCCUGGAUGACGCGCUGCAGAAGGGCACUAUUGAUGCGCGGACUGCCCAGAAGCUGCGGGAUGUCAACACCUACUCCAAGUACCUCACCUGCCCCAAGACCAAGCUCAAGAUCUCCUACAAGGAUGCCAUGGACCGGAGCAUGAUCGAGGAUGGGACCGGCCUGCGGCUGCUGGAGGCCUCCUCCCAAUCCAGCAAGGGCUACUAUAGCCCCUACAACAUCAGCAGCGCCGGCUCCACCUCUGGAUCGCGCUCGGGCUCUCGCACCGGCUCCCGCUCAGGCUCCCGGCGCGGCAGUUUUGACGCCACUGGCUCCAGCUUCUCCAUGACCUUCUCUUCCUCCUCCUACUCCUCCUCGAGUUUUGGGCGCAGAUACACGGGGAGUACCCAGGGCACCGUGGAGGAGGCUGCCCUUGCCCUCGCCCUGGCCGCAUCCAGAAGCUGCGGGUGGGAGGCGAGCAGGGAGUGCCCCGGGGUGUCUGGGCCCCUGCUCCACCGAGGAGGGGGCUUGGCACCCCAGCCCCCCGAGCUGCCCCAUCUCCCUGCCUCAGCCUCCCGGCACGUCCCCACCACCACGCUGCAGAGCCGGUGCCCUGACCGUAAGUGCCGCGCUGGCGCUGCCCGGUGCUUCCGCGCCCUGCGGGGGGACCUGCCUCUGCUCGCCACUUCGCCCGCCGAGGGGCUUCGCUGCGUGCCCGCCUCCGCCAGCCCACCCGCUCACCUGUCCUCCGGGACGCGCCCGCCGCGGUCGGCCGGUCUGUCUACGUCUUUUUCCAGUCCCAACAAAGACCUCCCAGUGCCACUGGGCGAGCUCCUGAGCUGGGUCUCCGACAUCAGCAGGUCGUGGAUGGGCUCGAGGGGAGCCCCGGAGGCGGCAGCUGCUCGGCUGUGCCCACCUGCACAGUGUGGCUGGAUGUCCAUACCACUUCCCCUCAUCGCCGCCAUGGAGCCCGUCCCCCACCCUGAGGCCGGGGCGCUGAACCUCCCCAUGGCCAGGGACCCCCGGACCCCCCCGGCCGUGCCGCUGAGGCUCGGAGCCCGGGCACCGGACAGCCCCCAGGGCCAGCCGGACACGGUGGUGCCAUACGGGCACGUCCUGCCGGGCACCGGGCAGCCCCCAGGGCCAGCUGGACGCGGUGGUGCGGUGCGGGCAGCGCUGUGCGGGACCGGGAGCAGCUCUCAGGCAGCUCCAGAGCUGUUUGCUCCGGCUGUCACGGGCAGCCCGCAGUGUUCGGUGCACCAUGCUGCAGGGGACACCGGAGAUGGUGUGGAGGGCUCGCCGUGGGACAGGGAGGAGCUGGAGAGAGCCUGCCUGCGCUCCGAGCAGAGGCUGGAGGUGCAGGAGCAGCUGCUCGCCCUGCGGCACUGGCUGGACGCCGUGGAGAAGCGGCUGCUGGCGCUGCCAGAGCCUGGCACGGCCCUGCAGGGAGGAAGGCACCUGGCCACAGCUGGCUGGGAGAGCCUGCAGCACAGCCCUGCAGCUGUCCAGGGCGCGGAGCCGCAGCGGCAGCAGCGCAGUGGGGGCUGCCGGCCGCCCCCUCCUCGCCGCCCCUCGCCGGCUCCUUUUGUUGGAGGCCUGGCCGGCACACGGGCUCCCUCGGCACACAUGACGGCACAAACUGAAAGGGCCAUUCAUCGCGGCCCCAGCGCAGACAAAGCCGAGGCCGCACAGAAACCCACCCGGCUCCCGGGAUCUGAGGCUGUGCAUUCCAGCCGCCCGCUCCCGCCCGGUGCCCCGCGCCGGGCUCCGCUGCCCGGGGCGCCCGUGCCACCCCGAGCCCGGUACCUGGGGCUGCGGAGCGUGCCGGGCGAGCUGCCGGCGGCCGCGGGGGACGGGGGUGGCGGGAGGCUCCGAGCUGCAUCCUCACCCCCUGCCCAGCUUCUCCCUGGCAUGUCCCGGCCGGGCUCUGUGGGUGCUAUGGGGUGCCUGGAGUAUCAUGGGGUCAGACCCGCCCGGUGCCCAGCCCCUCGGUGCCAGCAGCACAAAGCUCCGGAGCCGUGCGGGGAGGAGGAGGAUGCCGAGCUGCUGCAGGACGCUGCGGAGCCGCCGAGGCCCUGGCAGAUGCUAAUUCCCGGCAGCGUCUCUGGCAGCAGACAAAGCCCCCGGCCCCGCCGCCCGCCGCUCCCAGGAGACCCCAGGGAGCCCCAUCCAUCAGCGUGGCCGACGCGCCUGCAGCGGCCCCCCGGCUCCCGGGGCCCAGCGAGGGGCACCCCACCCAGGGUGGCAGCGAGGGGUUCUGGAGACCCAGGCCCGCAGCACCCUGGCUCUCAGGGUGCUGGUGAGAGCACAGUGCUGGUGUUAGUGCUGGUGCCGGUGCCAGUGCUGGUGUCGGUACAGGUGCUGGAGCAGGCUCCGGUGUUAGUGCUGGUGCCGGUGCCGGUACAGGUGCUGAGGCAGGUGCAGGGGCAGCAGCAGGUGCAGGUGUUAGUGCCGAUGCUGGUGCUGGUGUCGGAGCAGGUGCCGGUGUUAGUGCCGGUGCCGGGGCAGGUGCCGGUGUCGGUGCAGGUGCCGGGGCAGCGCGGGGCGCGGGCUGUCGCCCCCCCGGGCGGCGCGGGGCGGGCGGAGGGCCGGCACCGCCCCUCCCCCGCGGGAUGGCUGCGAGGCCCCGGGGGUUUCCCCGACCAGCCCCGCCGAGCCCGGCGCUGCCGGUGCCAGGGUCUCCGCCCGGUGCCCCCGCGCUCCCCCCGCGCCGCGGGCGCGGCGCACAAAGGCGGCGGGGCCGGGGCGGCGGUAACGGGGACCGAGUCUCCCCCCGUCGCCUCCGCCCCUCUCCCCCGCGCGGGCCGGGCCCCCCCGGAGCGGGGCGUGUGCCCAGGGCCGGGGGCAGCAGCACUGCGGCUGCGGCGGGGGGGCUGCCGGGGGAGGGUCCUGCCGGGUCACGCCGGGGAUUUAUGGCUGCGGCAGGGCUCGCAGGCUGGGGAGGCCACCUGCCCGUCCCCGCUCGGUCAGGCAGCGCCGUGGAGUGAGGGGUCGAGCCGAGCGCAGCCCGGCGGCACCUGGGGGUCCCGCGGUGGUCCCGGUAACGCACACCCCUGGCUCGUUGCAGGCCGGGAUUUGAGGCGGGGGCCCGGCGCCCGCGCCAUGGGGAACUCGGUGAGCCGGCCCAGCUGCCUGGGCGAGAAGAGCCGGCGGCCGGAGGAGCUCCUGCGGGAGCCGGGGCUGGACGCGGGGCAGCCACCCGCAGGAGGCGUCGCGGAGGCCUGGCCGGUGCUGCUGGAGAAGGCGGCGGUGCCGGUGGAGAAUGGCUGGAGCCCGGGGCCCGGUGUCGCCCGGAGCCGGCCGGGCAGCCCGGUGCUGAGGCGCAGCCAGUCCGAGGUGGCCGUGCAGAACGGGGGUGCGGCUGCAGUGCGGGGGCAGGUGGGGGGCGCGACCUGGACCCCUCCCCGGGCCGGCGCUCCCCGCAGCACCUGGUCCUGGAAGCCCGUCACCACCCGGGAGGUGACCGAGGUGACGGAGGUGACCGAGACCAUCGUGACGGAGAUCGUGGAGGUGACCGAGUACCCGGCGGGUGACAAGGGUGGCGAGCCCGUGGUCACCCGCACGGUCACCGUGCUGACGGAGUGCGUGGGGGAGCUCGCUGCUGCUGCUGCUGCUGGACACACGGAUGGCACCGAGGUGUCUUCACGGGCUGUGCCCGUCCCAGAGGAGGCAGCAGAGAAGGGCCAGGAGACGCUGGAGCGGCUGCUGGCCUGGGUGGCAGACAUGGAGGAGCUGGUGAGCAACCAGAAGCCGCCGUCGGCGGAGGCCAAGGUGGUGAAGGCGCAGCUGGAGGAGCAGAAGCUCCUGAAGCGCCUGCUGGAGGAGCGGAGGCCACGUGUGGAGCUUGUCCUGCAGGACAGACUGACGGCACCCGAGGGCAGCACUGGCCUCUUCAGCCUCGGGGAGAGGUGGGACAAGCUGAUGCAGGAGGCUGAAGCCAGGUAUGGCUGCCUGGAGCGGAUCCUGCCAGCAGCCCAGGGCUUCCAGGAGGCUGUGGAUGCCUUCCAGGAGUGGCUGGGUGCCACAGAGAGGCAGCUGGCCCAGCUCUGGCGUGCUGAUGGCUGUGUGGGCCGCGUGCAGGACGCCCACCAGCAGACUCAGGCCCUCUGUGAGGAGAUCCGCGGGCGGCUGGGGGAGCUGGAUGGAGCCCUGGAGAGCGGGCAGCGCGUCCUGGAGCUGGUGACAGGGGAGGAGGCCCAGCUGACUCAGGAGAAGAUGGAGUCACUGAGGAUGCGCUACCUCAUCGUGGGCCAGAGCAGCGCUGACACCGCUCACCGGCUGGGGCAGACCCUGGAGGCCUCGUCUCGCCUGGGCACAGCCCCUGAGGACCUGGCACUGUGGCUGAGCCGCAUGGAGAAGGAGCUGGGCGAGCAGGAGAGCCAGCAGGAUGGCCAGGAGCCCUCAGUCACUGCCAGUGACAGGGAGAAGUUUGAGCAGGUCCUGGAGUCCCAGCUCAGCCGCGUGGCCGGGCUGGGUGAGCGGCUGGAGGAGAUUGGCCGGGUGCAGCUGGAUGCUGAGGCUCUCCGCUCGCAGCUCUCCGAGCAGAAGCUGCUCUCUGCCGAGAUCCUGCACUGCCGGGGCCUCAUUGAGCGUCUGCUGGGCUUCUCGGAGCCGCUGCUGCGCUGCUGCCCUGAGCCCCUGCGGCAGCGCCUUCAGCCGUCGGUGCAGGCGCUGCGGGAGCGCACGGAGCAGCUGUCCCUGCGCAGCGGCGCCUGUGCCGUGCAGCUGGAGCACGCCCAGUCCCUGCUCACCCAGUUCUCUGAGGCCCUCGAGGAGCUGCUGCCCUGGCUGGAGGAGACGCAGGCCCUGGGGGUGCAGCUCUCGCCCAACGCCAUCAGCUACGAGGCCUUCAAGGAGCAGCAGGCACUGCUGCAGAGCCUGCGGGAGGCCAUCGCCGAGCACCGGCCGCUGGUGGGGAAGCUGCAGCGCGUGUCGGCGCAGCUGCUGGACCUGAGCCCCGAGCAGGGAGCCCCGUUCCAGCGGCGCUGGCAGGAGCUGGAGGAGCAGUAUGGCCACAUCCGCGAGCGCGUGCGCCAGGCGGCGACUCUGCUGGAGGAUGCCCUGCCGCGAUACAGCCAGCUGUCAGAGCGCAUGGACCUGCUGCUGGAGUGCCUGGAGCGGCUGCAGAGCCGGCUGCAGAGCCAGCCCCCCAUCCGUGGCGAUGCGGCCCAUCUGAGGGAGCAGAUCCGGGAGAACAGCCUGGCCCUGGGCGAGCUGGAGAAGCUCGGGGUGGCCCUGGAGGGGAUCCGAGCACAGGGCGAGGAGCUGCUGGCCACCGUGCAGGCGGUCAGCUCCGACGCCGCGGACAGAGGGAUCCAGGAGCGCACCGAGCAGCUGCUGUCACUGUGGGGCUGCCUGCACGGCCGCUGCCAGGAGCGGGAGCGGUGGCUUCGGGAGCUGCUGGCACUGGCCGAGCGCUUCUGGCAUGGCCUGUCUGAGCUGGCUGUGGCGCUCAGUGACACCCAGCAGCUCGUGCUGGGCCUGGAGGAGGCUGGUGGUGAGCCCGAGGCCAUCCGCACGCGGCUGCGCACCAUGCAGGCUCUGCGGGAGGACAUUGACGCGCUGCAGGGCGAGCUGGACACACUGGGCAGCCUGGGCGUGGAGCUGAUGGCAUCCUGUGGGGACCCCGACAAACCUGAUGUCACCAAGAGCCUGGACGAUCUCUACUCCUCCUGGCACAGCCUGAGCCGGGUGUGGACGGAGCGGAACGGGCGCCUCGAGGAGCAGCUCCAGGCCGCCCUCAGCUACCAGGACACCAUGCAGCGGCUGCUGGAGUGGCUGGACGCGGCCGAGCUGCGCAUCGCCGAGGAGUUCCUGGUGGGCGGCGACCUGGACAUGGUGCAGCAGCAGCUGGCUGAGCUCAAGGAGUUCAAGCGGGAGCUGUACCAGUGCAAGGUGGACGUGGAGAGCCUGCGGCACCAAGGGGGCACAGGGCAGGGGGACCCCCCGGCCACACUCUGCGACUUCCGCCAGCGCUGGGACCACCUGGAGGAGGAGAUUGUCAGCAGACAGCACCAGCUGGAGGCGGCGCUGCUGGGGCUGGGGCAGUUCCACACGCAGCUGGCCGAGCUGCUGCAGUGGCUGAGCCGCACCGGGGAGCAGCUGCGCGGCCCCGCGCCCCUGCGGCCCGACCUGCAGAGCUGCGAGAUCGAGCUGGCCAAGCACAAGGUGCUGCGCACCGACGUGAUGUCGCACGCCCGCACGGUGCAGUCGGUGACCGAGGCCGGGCAGGGGCUGCUGCUCUCCAGCCUGGGCGAGAGCGUGGAGGGGCUGCAGCGCAGCCUGCAGCAGCUGGAGCAGCACUGGGAGCUGGUGCGCAGUGAGACCGAGAGCCGGCAGCUGGAGCUGGAGAACAACCUCAGCCAGGUGCAGGACAUUACGCUGGAAAUCACGGAGCUGCUGCAGUGGCUGGAGCAGGUGGAGCUGCAGCUCUUCUGCUCCAAGCCGGCCUGGGGCCACCCGGAUGCCACCAAAGAGAAGCUGAACGCACACCUGGAGCUGUGCCGGGAGCUGGAGGCGCGGGCCGGUUCCUACCGGGGGCUGCGGGAGCGGCUGCAGCGGCUGCUGGACUCGUGCCGUGCCGGCCGGCCCUGCAGCACCGAGCACAGCCUGCGCCUGCUGGAGCAGAAGUGGGACAGCGUCCAGGCCGAGGCCCAGGAGAGGAAGGAGCGCCUGGCCGAGGGGCUGAUGGUCAGUACCGAGUUCCACGGCUCGGCGCAGGAGCUGCUGCGCUGGGUGGCCCACGCCGAGGAGCUGCUGGGGUCCCCUGCGCCCCCCAGCUUCGUCCUGGACACCGUCACCGCGCAGAUCCAGGAGCACAAGGCCCUGGUGAAGGAGGCGAACGCGCACGGGGAGAAGCUGGGCGGCCUGGAGGCCGUGGCCGCGCGCCUCAAGGAUUUCAGUCGGAAGCAGGACGGGGCCGUCAUCCAGAACCUGGUGCUGGCAGCCCGGGAGAGGCUGGGCAAGGUCCUGCAGCGGGCAGCAGAGAGGGGAGCCGUGCUGGAGGAGGCCCGGAAACGCAGCAAGCAGUUCAGCGAGUCCCGGCGGCUGCUCCUGGACUGGAUGGACGAGGUGGAGCAGAGCCUGGAGGAGCCUCAGGACGCGGCCACCAGCCAGGAGGAGAUCAAGUGCCAGCUGGCUGAGCACAAGGCGUUCCAGAAGGUGCUGCGGGCCAAGCGCCCGGUGUACGAGGCCACGCUGCGGAGCGGGCGGGCGCUGCGGGAGGGGGCGCGGCUGCCCCAGGACCUGCAGCCGCUGGAGGAGCUGCUGGGGGAGCUGAAGGAGCGCUGGGACGCGCUGUGCAGCCACGCCGCGGAGAGGCAGCACAAGCUGGAGGAGAACCUGCUCUUCUCGGGCAAGUUCACGGACGCGCUGCAGGCGCUCAUGGACUGGCUGUACCGCGCCGAGCCGCAGCUCAGCGAGGACGCGCCCGUCGGGGGGGACCGCGACCUGGUCGGGGACCUCAUGGACAAGCACAAGGUGUUCCAGAAGGAGCUGGGCAAGCGCGCCAGCUGCAUCAAGACGCUGAAGCGCUCGGUGCGGGACCUGACGCGGGGCAGCAGCAGCGUGGACUCGCAGUGGCUGCAGCGGCAGGUGGAGGAGCUCAGCACCCGCUGGGACCUGGUCUGCAAACUCUCCCUGGCCAAGCAGGCCCGGCUGGAGGCGGCGCUGCGGCAGGCGGAGGAGUUCCACACCCUGGUGCACUCCUUCCUGGGGCGCCUGACGGAGUCGGAGAAGACGCUCAAGUACGGAGUGUUCCCCGAGGAGGAGGCGGCCGUGCACGAGUGCCAGGCCCAGCUGCAGGAGCUGAUGCAGUCCCUGCAGUGCCAGCAGCUGGAGCUGGAGUGCAUCACCUCGCUGGGGGAGGAGAUCCUCAGCACCUGCCACCCCGACUCCGUCAUCACCAUCAAAUCCUGGGUCACGGUCGCCAAGAGCCGCUUCCAGGAGGUGCUGAGCUGGGCGCAGCAGCAGGGCGAGCGGCUGCGGGCGCAGGCGGCGGCGCUGGCGGCCGAGCGGGAGGACACGGAGCAGCUGCUGGAGUGGAUCACGGCGGCCGAGGAGGCGCUGGGGCUGCGCGACCAGGAGCCGCUGCCCGAGGAGGCUGAGCCGCUGGAGGAGCUCAGCGCGCAGCACGCGGUGUUCAUGGAGGAGCUGAACCGCAAGCAGCCUGACGUGGAGAAGGUGACCAAGAGCUGCAAGCGGAAGCUGGCGGUGGACCUGGGCCCCCCGGCCACCCGCCGACUGGCCACACGUCGCCGCAGCGGCGGGAAGGCGCAGGGCACGGCGGCGGCGCCGCUCGGGGCGCUGGAGCCCCAGACGCCGCUGAUGGCGCAGCUCCUGCACCGCUGGCAGCAGCUCUGGCUGCUGGCCCUGGACCGGCAGUACCGGCUGGAGACGGCCCUGCAGCGCCUGCGGGAGCUGGAGGAGUUCGCGCACUUUGACUUCGGGGUGUGGAGGAAGCGCUACAUGCAGUGGAUCAGCCAGAUGAAGUCGCGCGUCCUGGACGUGUUCCGCGGCAUCGACAGGGACCAGGACGGGCGCAUCAGCCAGCGCGAGUUCAUCGAGAGCGUCCUGGCCUCCAAGUUCCCCACCAACGUGCUGGAGAUGAACGCUGUGGCCACCAUCUUCGACAUGAACGGCGACGGCUUCAUCGACUACUACGAGUUCGUCAGCGCCCUGCACCCCAACCGGGACCCGCUGCGCCGCUCUGCUGAUGCUGACCAGAUCCAGGACGAGGUGAACCGGCAAGUGGCCCAGUGCAACUGCGCCAAGCGCUUCCAGGUGGAGCAGAUCAGCGCCAACAGGUACCGGUUCGGGGAGUCCCAGCAGCUGCGGAUGGUGCGGAUCCUGCGCAGCACCCUCAUGGUGCGGGUGGGCGGCGGCUGGAUCGCCCUCGACGAGUUUCUGGUGAAAAACGACCCCUGCAGAGUGAAGGGAAGGACCAACCUGAAGAUCAACGAGAAGUACCUGUCCUCGGACGUGUUCGGAGCCGCCGCCAGGUGCGCCGGGACCCAGUCGGCCGCCUCCUCCAAAGUGCUGUCCCCGAGCCGCUCCAACUCCAGCCUCAGCCUCUACAGCAGCGCCUCGGCCCCCAGCAGCCCCCUGGCCAGGAAGUCGGUGCUGCGGAGGACGCGCUCCGGGGACCGCUGUCCGCGCUCCCGGGGCUCGGGGCUGCCCGACGGAGCCGAGCUGCAGUUCAGCGCGGCUGAGGAGAGCCUGCCUGUGGCACCGCCAGAGCCGCCCGAAGGGUCCCCUCCGGAGCGCUGCAGCCCCUGCCGCUGAGCCCCGCGCCCGCCCUGCGCCCAGCACCCUCGGCCGGCCCCACUC